Peromyscus eremicus (cactus mouse) is the source of this 1319-nucleotide messenger RNA. It is a transcript of the gene Sox2, whose product is annotated as SRY-box transcription factor 2. Gene Ontology annotation, molecular function: RNA polymerase II cis-regulatory region sequence-specific DNA binding; DNA-binding transcription factor activity, RNA polymerase II-specific. Gene Ontology annotation, biological process: anatomical structure morphogenesis; cell differentiation; regulation of DNA-templated transcription. The record is from RefSeq and is a predicted model, not a curated record. Bases 4 to 963 code for a protein of 319 amino acids. The transcript has a single exon. NCBI's taxonomy places the organism in Eukaryota, Metazoa, Chordata, Mammalia, Rodentia, Cricetidae.
CGCAUGUAUAACAUGAUGGAGACGGAGCUGAAGCCGCCGGGCCCGCAGCAAGCUUCGGGGGGCGGCGGCGGCGGAGGCAACGCCACGGCGGCAGCGACCGGCGGCAACCAGAAGAACAGCCCAGACCGCGUCAAGAGGCCCAUGAACGCCUUCAUGGUGUGGUCCCGGGGGCAGCGGCGUAAGAUGGCCCAGGAGAACCCCAAGAUGCACAACUCGGAGAUCAGCAAGCGCCUGGGCGCCGAGUGGAAACUUUUGUCGGAGACCGAGAAGCGGCCGUUCAUCGACGAGGCCAAGCGGCUGCGCGCUCUGCACAUGAAGGAGCACCCGGAUUAUAAAUACCGGCCGCGGCGGAAAACCAAGACGCUCAUGAAGAAGGAUAAGUACACGCUUCCCGGAGGGCUGCUGGCCCCGGGCGGGAACAGCAUGGCGAGCGGGGUCGGGGUGGGCGCCGGCCUGGGCGCGGGUGUGAACCAGCGCAUGGACAGCUACGCGCACAUGAACGGCUGGAGCAACGGCAGCUAUAGCAUGAUGCAGGAGCAGCUGGGCUACCCGCAGCACCCGGGCCUCAACGCGCACGGCGCGGCGCAGAUGCAGCCCAUGCACCGCUACGACGUCAGCGCCCUGCAGUACAACUCCAUGACCAGCUCGCAGACCUACAUGAACGGCUCGCCCACCUACAGCAUGUCCUACUCGCAGCAGGGCACCCCCGGCAUGGCGCUGGGUUCCAUGGGCUCGGUGGUCAAGUCCGAGGCCAGCUCCAGCCCCCCCGUGGUUACCUCUUCCUCCCACUCCAGGGCGCCCUGCCAGGCCGGGGACCUCCGGGACAUGAUCAGCAUGUACCUCCCCGGCGCCGAGGUGCCGGAGCCCGCUGCUCCCAGUAGACUGCACAUGGCCCAGCACUACCAGAGCGGCCCGGUGCCCGGCACGGCCAUUAACGGCACACUGCCCCUGUCGCACAUGUGAGGGCCGGACCGCGAACUGGAGAAGGGGAGAGCUUUUCAAAGAGAAACAAGGGAAUUGGGAGGGGUGCAAAAGAGAGUAAGAAAAAUCUGAUAUGCUCAAAAGGAAAAAAAAAAAAAAUCUCAUUACCCGCAGCAAAAUGACAGCUGCGGAAAAGACCACCAAUCCCAUCCAAAUUAACGCAAAAACCGUGAUGCCGACUAGAAAACUUUUAUGAGAGAUCUUGGGACUUCUUUUUGGGGGACUAUUUUUGUACAGAGAAAACCUGAGGGCGGCGGGGAGGGUGGGGGAAUCGGACCAUGUAUAGAUCUGGAGAAAGAAACUACGCAAAACUUUUUUUUUAAAGUUCUAGUGGUACG